This is a messenger RNA of Diospyros lotus (date-plum), 2980 nucleotides long. Its product is annotated as vacuolar protein sorting-associated protein 35A-like. Lineage: Eukaryota; Viridiplantae; Streptophyta; Magnoliopsida; Ericales; Ebenaceae. The transcript is spliced from 22 exons. Gene Ontology annotation, cellular component: retromer complex; late endosome; retromer, cargo-selective complex. Gene Ontology annotation, biological process: retrograde transport, endosome to Golgi; intracellular protein transport. Bases 280 to 2652 code for a protein of 790 amino acids. The record is from RefSeq and is a predicted model, not a curated record.
CAGCCAUGAACGAUCAAGUGCCCAACUUCAAUCCCUCAUAAGCGAACCCGUAAGCGCGCCCGUCUGGCUUACGUGGUUAGAGGACAGACAGGCUCGCCGCUUGCCGCUUACAACCCAAUUAUUUGCGUCAAGCACUAGGAUCUGCCAGGGCCAGGGCUCGUAUGAGCGAAAGACUUGACGGGCGGUUGAGGGCCAACUGAGGCAACAGGUCAAACUCAAUUUCCCUCGAUUGCAUCUGAUCGGCACUCCCAGAGAGAGAGAGAGAGAGAGAGAGAGAGAAUGAUUCCCGACGGAGUCGAAGACGAAGAGAAAUGGCUCGCCGCCGGCAUCACCGGACUUCAGCAGAACGCCUUCUACAUGCAUCGCGCACUUGACUCCAACAAUGUCAAGGACGCCCUCAAGUACUCCGCCCAGAUGCUCUCCGAGCUUCGCACCUCGCGGCUUUCCCCUCACAAAUACUACGAGCUCUACAUGCGAGCGUUUGAUGAGUUGAGGAAGCUGGAAAUGUUUUUUGAGGAGGAGACGAGGCGUGGUUGCUCCAUUAUCGAUCUGUACGAGCUUGUGCAGCACGCCGGUAACAUAUUGCCCAGAUUGUAUCUUCUUUGUACUGUGGGAUCUGUGUAUAUCAAAUCCAAGGAAGCUCCUGCAAAGGAUGUCCUUAAGGAUCUUGUAGAAAUGUGCCGUGGCAUACAAAAUCCUGUACGUGGGCUUUUUCUGAGGAGUUAUCUUUCUCAGAUCAGUAGGGAUAAGUUGCCAGAUAUCGGUUCAGAAUAUGAAGGGGAUGCUGACACUGUGGUUGACGCUGUAGAAUUUGUACUUCAAAACUUCACAGAGAUGAACAAGCUUUGGGUGCGGAUGCAACAUCAGGGACCUGCUCGGGAGAAGGAAAGACGAGAAAAAGAAAGGAGCGAGCUUCGUGAUCUUGUCGGGAAGAACCUCCAUGUCCUCAGCCAGAUUGAGGGUGUUGACCUUGAUAUGUACAGAGAUACCGUGCUUCCCAGAGUCUUGGAGCAGGUUGUCAACUGUAAAGAUGAGCUUGCACAAUACUAUUUGAUGGAUUGCAUCAUUCAAGUCUUUCCAGAUGAGUACCACUUGCAGACUCUUGAGAUAUUGUUAGGUGCUUGCCCCCAGCUUCAGCCAUCUGUUGAUAUCAAGACAGUGCUUUCACGGUUAAUGGAACGGCUGUCAAAUUAUGCUGCUUCAAGUGUUGAAGUCUUACCUGAAUUCUUACAAGUAGAAGCGUUUGCAAAACUGAACAGUGCCAUAGGGAAGGUGAUUGAGGCACAGGUUGACAUGCCGAUAGCUGGCGCUGUGACUCUAUAUUCUUCCCUCCUUACAUUUACUCUUCAUGUUCAUCCUGACAGGCUUGAUUAUGUAGAUCAAAUAUUGGGAGCAUGUGUAAAGAAACUCUCUGGGAAAGGAAAGCUGGAUGAUAGCAAAGCAACAAAGCAGAUUGUUGCUCUUCUGAGUGCUCCCUUGGAGAAAUAUAAUGAUAUUGAGACUGCCCUGAAGCUUACAAACUACCCCCAUGUAAUGGAGCACCUUGACAAUGGAACAAAUAAAGUCAUGGCUGGUGUUAUCAUUCAAAGCAUCAUCAAAAGCAGGAUUUGUAUUUCUACAGCUGAAAAGGUUGGGGCAUUGUUUGAAUUAGUAAAAGGCCUUAUCAAGGAUUUGGAUGAGAAUCUUCACGAUGAGCUUGAUGAGGAGGAUUUUAAUGAGGAGCAAAAUUCUGUUGCACGUCUCAUUCAGAUGCUGUAUAAUGAUGAUCCAGAAGAGAUGCUAAAGAUCAUAUGUACUGUAAGGAAACAUAUCCUGACUGGAGGGCCUAAGAGGCUUCCCUUCACUAUCCCUCCCCUUGUCUUUAAUUCUCUUAAGUUGGUUAGACGACUACAAGGGCAGCAGGAGAAUGCUGCUGCUGAAGAGGUAGCCCCUACGCCAAAGAAAAUUUUCCAGCUUCUGAAUCAGACAAUUGAAGCUUUAUCAACUGUACCAGUACCUGAACUGGCAUUGAGGUUGUACUUGCAAUGUGCUGAGGCUGCAAAUGACUGCGAUCUAGAACCUGUUGCUUAUGAAUUUUUCACCCAAGCAUAUAUACUAUAUGAAGAAGAAAUUUCGGACUCCAGAGCACAGGUGACUGCGAUACAUCUGAUUAUAGGGACUCUUCAGAGGAUGCACGUCUUUGGUGUUGAGAACAGGGAUACAUUGACACACAAAGCCACGGGGUAUUCUGCAAAGCUUUUGAAGAAGCCUGAUCAAUGUAGAGCAGUUUACGCAUGUUCACAUCUCUUUUGGAUUGAUGACAAUGACAGCGUCAAGGAUGGAGAGAGGGUAUUGCUUUGCUUAAAGCGUGCUCUUAGAAUUGCUAAUGCUGCUCAACAAAUGGCCAAUGCAACACGGGGUAGCAGUGGAUCAGUCAUGCUCUUCAUUGAAAUACUAAACAAGUAUCUGUACUUCUUUGAAAAGGGGAACCCAGAGAUAAAUGUUUCUGCGAUCCAGGGUUUGAUUGAAUUAAUUACAACCGAAAUGCAGAGUGACAGUAUAACACCAGACCCAGCUGCAGAUGCUUUCUUCGCGAGUACAUUGCGGUACAUCCAGUUCCAGAAGCAGAAAGGUGGUGCAAUGGGCGAGAAAUACGAACCCAUUAAGGUGUGAUUGGCUGGAUGAACGAUGACAGAAGCAGUCUGUUUUUUGUUGGUUUGGAGUUUCAGAAACAAUAUAUUCAGCUUUGGGCUUCGUGCACGGUCAGAGAGAGCUGGGCACAAGUCGUGCUAUGUUUCUGGUGGGAAGGAGCUUUGCCUUCAUGCCCAAUUUGAUCCAAUCUGAAGUUAAGUGAGCUUUGUUCUGUCUGAGGAAAAUUCUGUAGUCUGUACCUAAUAGAGCUUCUAUAUUGUCAUGUGGAGUUAAUGCGUUGAAGUAUUCAGAAUCAUGGCAAUAACAUCGUUGAUUUUAGUGAAUAAAGUUUCCUACUUGCCAUUCGUAA